GUGUAGAGCAGAUUACACGAGUUCAUCACGUGCCUGGUCGCUCCUGUACAGGCAUUGCUACGAGCUAGGGCAUACCGUCCCGCCGUGCCAUUGCCGUGUGCGGGGGGGAUGGCCAGCGACGAUGCGUGGACAGUCGUCUCCAAGCGUCGCGGUUCUCGCGGAAAUGGCGGCAGGGGCCCGUUUUCGAGGGAUGGCAACGAGGCCGGUGCGUGCAGCUCAGGAGAGCAGGCCGGGGGCCAUCCGCGCGUGUGCGCGGAGGUGGCGGAACCGGGGAUUGCCGCGGAUGAGCGAAAGGCGGAGCUGCCGGGGUGGAAUGUGCGCGGGAAGUGGGGUAACGAGGGGGAGCGCGAGUGCGCCCCGCGGAGGCGAGGCGGUAAAGGCAAGGGGCGGCGAGGCGGUGGUGCGGGCAAUGGCGGGGAGAGCGAGGAGUCGAUAGUGGCGGCGAGGAUGGAGGACGCGAGGCUCAUGGUGCAGCAGUCCGCGUUCUACAGCAAGCUAAGAGACCAGAUGGCGUCGCUGCAGGUAGCCCAUCGUCUACUGGCCGCCCACCUCCCCCCGUCCACUCCCUCCCCCAUCUCCGCCGCUGCUCCCCCUAUCACCACAUCCUCUCUCCCUCCCACCACUCCUCCGCCUCCCUUCCCUGCCACUGCAAGCGCACCAGCAGCAAUGGGGCACGAGGGGUGUACAGCAGAUGGAGAAGGAGGGGAAGGGGAGGGGCGUGUGGGAGUGCGGGGGGAGGGGGGCGGGCAGCAGGGCUUGGUGGUGGAGGUGGUGGUGUACGGCGUGGGCAGCAUAGCGCACUCGCCCGUUGCCAGGUGCCAGAUGGCCCUGGGGCUGCUGCUAGCACAUGCUCUCAAGGAGGACCUCUCCCGGCUACCCCUGCCGCCGUGCCAUGCCACGUCAUCCCAUCCGCUACCUCUGCUGGCCCCGCAUCCCCACCACCCCUCGCAUCCUCCAUCCCAAUCAACCCUCCCUGAUUCACAAGCCGCAGCCACCGCCCCACCCGCCAUGGCGCCUGCACAUGCGUCCGCCCAUGGCGCCUCCUCCCCUGCAUGGCUGCCCGGCGCCUGCGUGCGCGUGAGCGUGUUUGACCCCGUGCUCUCGCCCCCUGAGCUCGCCGCUCUCGCCCUCCUGGGCGCCCACGGCCUCCCAGCCAACGAGGAGGGUUAUCGCAGUGUGGCGGUGCCGACACUGUUCUACAUGCCGCACUGCGAGGCGUUCCUCUACAACAACGUUCUCGAGGCCAACAUGAGUGCGCUCUGCAGCCCCCCCACGUGUCCCCCAUCGCCUCCUCCUCCCCCCACUUCCUCUCCCCUCACUCCGCCGCUGCUCGCGCCAACUCCUGCCAUGCUGCUGCCAUCCGCCUCGCCACCAUGGGCAGCAGCAGCAGAAGCAGGUGGUGCGUGUGGUCGGGGUCCGGCAGCACGUGCGCCUGUUGUGAUUCUUGGCAACAGCUUUGCCUCGUAUGAGGAGAGGUGGAGCGUGCCUGGACAGCCAUCCACUUCACGGCCCAACACUCUCCUUCAUGCGGUGCAGCAAGGGGCGGUGGAGGAGGUGGCGGUGGAUGCCGCUGCGUUCCCCCUCAUCUCCGCCUUCAAUGACACCAGCUGGCACUUCUUUCGUUGUAGUCAUAGCAGCGACAAGAUGUGACAAAGCCGAAACAUUAACUAAAACAGAGGCAAUACCUUUUUGCCACAAGUUUCUUUGCCACAUUAACUAAAUGUUCCUUGCUCGAUAUGUCCGACUGAGCCCUGUGACCUUGGGAAAGCUGCUUUUCAAUAGGGGGUUUCUUUUACGGUAUAUCGUCAUGUGUAGCCCAGUUGUCUCCUGUUAGCUCGAAAAAGGGGGCACUUCUUGCUGCGGCCAAUAUAACGACGUGACGUGAAUAUCUCAUGCAGGGUUCUCUAAGAAAAUACUUGUCUGAUGGAUCAGACAAGGUUUGUGCA
Closterium sp. NIES-67 is the source of this 1946-nucleotide messenger RNA. The record is from the annotation of a GenBank genome assembly. Lineage: Eukaryota; Viridiplantae; Streptophyta; Zygnematophyceae; Desmidiales; Closteriaceae.